UUUCCCCACCAACCGUCAGCUCGAGGAAGACUUGUGCGUCAGUCCUCUUCUCUUUAGGUGAUUCCGCCUGUGUGCGACCACAAACUCCCCGACGGUGCACCUAAGGGAGGAUUUUUUCCAAGAAUUUUGAUUUUCUUUUUUUGUCUGGUAGACUGAACAAUUCAUUGUCAAUUUCUGUUCAAGACGCCAUCUUCAUUACCCGCCCCCGCGAGGGCCCAGUCAAAGCUUUCCCGUCGACUUGCCGUGUUUACAAAGAAAAAAAAAUCAAUCCAAUAACGAAGGAGAAACGAAAGUUGCCUUGUCAGGCGGUGUAAACACCGUCAAGCUUCUCGAAAGAAAAAAAAAAUAUCCACAAGCCGGAGGGCUCCCGUCAUCGCCCACCGCGGCACGCAGUAUGCCGGUGGAAGUGCAAAUUACAUAGCAACCUUCCAGAGACAAGGCAGUAAAGAGAGACUGCCUCUCAACAUACCCCGACACUUGUCGCAGAGACGACGUCGUACCAGCGAUUGGAGUCUCCCUUCACUUCUCCGCCCCCAGCGGGGCCGUCCCGUGGUUCCAAGACAAAAAAAACUCCUCUUUACAAAACCCAGGCCGACGGGUAUUGUCGACGCGCGACAGCAUUCCAACAAGGGGAUUAGGAACUUUCCUGACUGCCGACAGCUUUCCCGCCGCCAGCCAUGGCGCCGGCGGACUUUUCCCCGCCGGGGACGGCGUCGUACACGUCCGAUACCCUGAACGUCGGCGAUGGAACUUGGGAUUUCACCAAGAAUACCUUUUUGCUGCCGAACCUGCAGGGGCUCGACUUUGAGACUAUGCAAUACAAUGGCAUGGGCAACCGCUUCUCGACAGUCGGGCAGUACCAUACCCUCAUUCUGGCGCACGGUAUCCUUGCGACCAUGGCUUUCCUCUUUCUCGUGCCGGCCGCCGUCAUGACCGCACGCUUUUAUACUGGACGGGCCGGUUUCGCAGUCAAAUACCACGCUUAUAUGAACGUACUGGCGCUGGGUCUGGUCAUUGUUGUUUUCAUACUGGGUUGGUUUGCAGUGGGUCCUACCCGGAGCUUGACGAAUCCACACCACGGCAUCGGCGUGGCCAUCCUUGUUUUAUUCAUCCUUCAGGCCUUCGGCGGUCGUCUCAUCAGUGGCAUCAAGGGCCGCUCGUUGCGUGUGACCGUUCACCAGUGGUCGGGCAGAGCCAUCGCUCUCCUGGGCAUCGUCCAGAUACCCCUGGGACUGACUCUCUAUGGGUCACCAAAGUACUGUUUCAUCUUGUACGCACUUUGGAUGACAACGCUGCUCCUUAUCUAUUUCAUCCUGAGCUACAAGGCGUCUGGCCGUCGGGAUGAGUACUAUCUGAGCGGAGCCCGGUCGGAUGCUGGCAGGAGUCGUGUAACCGAGAUCACCGAGACGGAUCGCACGGAGCGUACUGAGCGUACCGACCGGAGGUCAAGCGGAGGUGCAAUGAAAUGGCUGGGCCCCUUGGCUGCCGGCGCGGGCGCAUUUGCUCUCUUCAGCAAGAGCAAGAAGAAAUCCACUUUGGGUAGCCGAUCUCGAUCUCGAUCUCGAUCCCGCAUGCGAAGCCGUAGCCGAGCCCCGGAGGUGUUAUCAUCUAGGCGAGGAGAAUCUCCCAGCACCGGCUAUUUCGACGACGAGAAGUACAGCGAGAGGGUUGACAGGAGGAAGGAGGACAAGGGCGGUGGCUUCAUGACAAAAGUCUUGGGCGUCGGCGCAGCGCUUGGUGCUGGAGGUUUACUCGCCAAGAUGAAGAAGAAGAAGGACACCCGCCGAGACGAGACCGAGUAUUCUGCAGUUUCAAGCGAGACACCAACCCGCUACGGACGAGGAUCACGCAGGGGCGACACGGUAAUCAGCGAAUAUACCGACUAUACUGACACCACGUCAGUAAGGAGGGACGACGACCGCAGACGCCCGAGAUCGCCACUACUGCCUGGACCUGGAGGUCCCACCAUGGCCGCAGGAGCUUUGAGUGCGGCUGCCUCACGACCUGGUACCGCCGGUGGACGACCAGUCACGCCGCCACAGUCGCAUAGAAGGAACGCAAGACCGGAUGACAGCCUCAUCUACUCGGAUUAUUCGUCUUAUCGCAGCGACAGUCCCUCAAGACGACUUCCACCGCCCAAGGAAAGCAGCGGAGGAGGGGUUGGCAAGGGCAUCUUGGCAGGCCUUGGCCUGGGCUGGUUUGCGAAAAAGAUGAAGGAUCGAAGAGACAGGAAGGAAGAUGACCGUAUGAGAAUGGAAGACGAGGAGAGGCGAGCAGGCCAACGACCUGCCAGAUAUACUGGUGAUGGGUUCGACUCGCCCACACGGAGACACUCUCGCCCGCAGAUCAGGAAUGCGGGAAGACCGGCACCAUCACAACUUUCCGAGAUGACAAUGACCGAGUCUUCAAUUGAGCCUCGCCCACCCACAGGCUACGGAGCCGGAACUUCUGUCGGGCCGGCACCAGUACCAGUACCAGUGCCAGUACCCGCUGGCGGCCCACCGCCACCAGCAUCCGGCCCGUCGAGAUCGCGCUCGCAGUCAAGGCACGACACAGAAUAUGUUUCGAUGCCGGCUAUGCCCCGCGACCCGUACGAAGAUUCCCCAAGCGAUCGCUCGCCCGGCGUUGAGCGAACACCUUCGUCUAGGAGACGUAGGGAAAGCGAGGCGGCGGCGCAAGCGGCACAAGCUAGCGCAAGUCGCCUGGCUUCGAGCGAAGAUCGACGAUGGGGGCGAGACUCCAGCGUUGCCGGGCAGCCUCGGGUUAGCGUCAAGGUGAAGGGCGACGACCGUGGCAACGUAACACUGCGUCAGCUGACGCGAGAGGAAGCCUCGGCGGAGCGUAGGGAGCAAAGGAGGCGACAGCGCGAGGAUGACAUGAGCAGCUUGUCUGGAAACGAUACACCAACUGGCGGGAGCGGCAGCAGGACUCGAUACCGACGCGACUCGGACAUUCGAAAAGCCGAGUCGGCGGCGGAGCAAAGAGUGCGUGAUGACCCUCUGUCCAUGCCCCCGGCCCCGCCGUUCGCUGGAGGCAGGAGACCGGCGGGUAAGGACUCGGCAUACUUUUCGGGACAGCCUGGGCCAGCUUCUGGUGGUGUCGGCAACUUGCCGGCGGCAGGACAUACGGUGUCCACGCUCGAGAGUGCUGAAAGCCACGGAACAUGGAGCCAAAUGUCGGUUGGGCCCGGAGGACCACCAGGAGACCCUUCAGCGUCUGCUGCCGAGAGGAGAAGGAGGCGAAGGCUCGAGAGGAGAGACCAGAGGCCAGGCCAGGGAAGCCAGGUGGAAUUUAACUAGGAGAGAAUGUUUGCGAGUCGAAGAUGACGUAUUCAGGUUUUCUUUUCCACAUCUCUCGGGACACUAAAAAAGAUCUUGCUGGCUUCUUUUGCGCUUUUCACCAUAUAUAAUGAUUGGCAUGGCAUGGCCCAGGAGUUUCUUGCUUUUUUUUAUUACUUACACGGUAGGUGCUCGGUUGGAAAGGUGAAAGACAAGUCACGAAAUUUUUGGAAGAAAUGUAUAUUUGCACCAUGGAACAUGACGACUUUUCAUAAAUGAUAAAAAACCACUGGAGUUUCA
Pyricularia oryzae 70-15 is the source of this 3578-nucleotide messenger RNA. RefSeq lists its product as uncharacterized. The transcript has 2 exons. The record is from RefSeq and is a predicted model, not a curated record. Bases 678 to 3299 code for a protein of 873 amino acids. Lineage: Eukaryota; Fungi; Ascomycota; Sordariomycetes; Magnaporthales; Pyriculariaceae.